AUGUGUGUGGUGUUGUUGUCGUUGACUACGUCGUGGGGACCAGUAGGUCGCUCGACCAGUUCCAGCGGAGUACCACCACAUUCCCUGUUGACCGUCAUCAUCCCAUCCGAUCGAACUUCUUCCUCUUCAAACAUCUCGGCAACCGAUAAGAACACUCAGGUUCAUCCUAUCAGCAAUCACGGAUCCCAUCGCAUCGAUAAUCCAGGAAUGCUGCUAGAUAUCACUCGAAAGCUUCUCACACGCUCUGAACGUGUGAAAAGUGUUGACUUCCAUCCCACGGAACCAUGGCUCUUGGCUGGGCUAUACUCUGGAAAGGUUUUUGUCUGGCACACUGAGACAGGCGCACUUUUAAAAACAUUCACACCCACCGAGGUUCCAGUGCGAUGUGCUCGCUUUAUUGCUCGCAAAAAUUGGUUUGUUUGUGGAUCAGACGAUUUCCAUCUCCGCGUAUUCAAUUACAACACAUCUGCCCGUGUCGCUGCAUUUGAGGCCCAUCCGGAUUACAUCCGUUGCUUGGCUGUUCAUCCUACCCAGCCGUUGGUCUUGACGGGGAGUGAUGACAUGACGAUCAAACUAUGGGAUUGGGAUAAAUCCUGGAAAUGCCUUCAGGUUUUUGAAGGACACACUCAUUACAUCAUGAAUUUGGCGUUUAACCCGAAGGAUUCCAACACUUUUGCAUCCUCCUGUCUAGAUCGCACUGUGAAGGUCUGGUCGCUGGGAUCUCACACUGCUAACUUCACCCUCGAUGCACACGAGAAAGGUGUCAAUUAUGUUGAAUACUAUCAUGGUGGAGACAAACCUUAUCUAGUGACUACUGGGGAUGAUCGGCUCAUUAAAAUUUGGGACUAUCUCUCUAAAUCCUGUAUACAAACCCUAGAAGGUCAUCAAUCCAACGUUUCCUACGCUAUUUUUCACCCCUCGCUGCCAAUCAUUAUUUCGGGCUCCGAAGAUGGCACAGUCAAGAUCUGGCAUUCCUCAACUUAUCGACUUGAAAACACUCUGAAUUAUGGAUUGGAGCGAGCCUGGUGUGUCACUUACGGCAAAAAGGGAAACGAUAUUGGCUUGGGAUUUGAUGAAGGCUCGGUGGUAGUCAAACUCGGACGAGAAGAACCUACCAUCAGCAUGGACGUUGGUGGCAAAAUAGUCUUCACCAGGAACGCAGAAGUCUUAACUUGCAAUGUCGCAGCUGCUCAAGAUCUUGAAAUCCCUGAUGGACAGAAGUUGAACAUACAAGUCCGUGAGCUUGGAACCACCGAGGUGUUUGCUCAAACGCUCCAGCAUUCACCGAAUGGCCGAUUUGUGACGGUGUGCGGAGACGGCGAGUACAUCAUCUAUACGGCUCUGGCGUGGCGAAAUAAGGCGUUCGGUACCGGUCUCAGCUUCGCAUGGGCAGCUGAUUCAAAUACAUAUGCGGUCAGAGAAACUGCAAUGAAAUUGAAGGUUUUCAAGAACUUCAAGGAAAAUGUCGAUCUUAUCCGGACGGGGUAUGCUAUGGAGGGUCUCUUCGGGGGAGCACUGUUGUGUGUCAAGGGCAGCGGGUUCGUCUGCUUUUACGAUUGGGAAUCGGGUUCACUGGUUCGAAGGAUCGAAGUAGAAGCUCGGGAUGUGUUUUGGUCGGCAUCAGGAGAACAUGUGGCGAUAGCCGGCGAAGAAUCACUGUACAUUUUGAAGUUUGACCAACAAGCAUACUCAGACUUCUUGGCAGAGGGCGGUGAACUAGGAGACGAGGGAGUGGAAUCAGCGUUCGACCUUUUGCAUGAAUUGCCUGAAGUUGUCCAGACUGGAAAAUGGGUUGGAGAUUGUUUAAUAUACACCAACACGGCAAACCGCUUGAACUACGUUAUUGGAGGGCAAACUCAUACACUCAGUCACUUCGAUCAACAAAUGUUCUUGCUGGGCUAUCUCCCGAACUACAACCGGAUUUAUCUCUGCGAUAAGGAUUGCGGGAUCUUUUCAUUUUCACUCGCUCUGUCGGUAGUUGAGUACCAGACAGCAAUCAUGCAUGGAGACUUGGAUUCGGCCGCCGGACUAUUAGAGAAAGUGCCUCAAGACCAGCGCAAUCGGAUCGCCAGAUUUUUAGAAAGUCAAGAUUUGAAAGAGUUGGCUCUGUCGGUAUCGACGGAUAUCGAUCAUCGAUUCGAGCUAGCCACUCAAUUAGAUGACUUGGAUACCGCCUUGGAGAUCACCAAAUCUGCACCUUAUCCAGAGUCCCAAAGUAAAUGGAGAGUAAUUGCGGAAAAGGCUCUGGCUAGCUGGAAGAUCGAAUUGGCAGAAGAGUCGUUCCUUAAAGCAGGAGAUUUGAGCGCUCUGUUGCUAAUUUACUCUUCCACCGGUGAUCGUGAUGGAUUAAGUCGAUUGGCUCACCUUGCUACCGUCGCGGGUCAGAAUAACAUUGCCUUCUCAUGUCAACUUCAGCUCGGUGCCCCAGAGGAGUGUGUAGAUAUUCUUCUAUCGACUGAACGCUUACCAGAAGCCGCGUUAUUUGCAAGGACAUAUGCACCUAGUCAAGUACCCAAGGCGGUUGAACGGUGGAAGGGUAGCCUAGAGGAAUCGGGUAAAACGAAGAUCGCAAUGAAAAUCGCCAAUCCUGAAGAACAUUCCGAUUUAUUUGACGAAGGAUGGGCUGAGGCUUUGGAACGCGAGAAAGAAGUUGCGAAAGGCGUCGAUAUCAACGCUGUUGUUUCUGAUGUGGCAUCCAUGAAGCUCGCCGAAAAACCUACAUCUGCGGCGGAAGAGCCUGAGAGCGCUUCGCCAGAGGAAGAGACUGAAGAGGCUGAGGAGACCGAAGAAACCGAAGAUCCCGCAACGAAAUAA
Puccinia graminis f. sp. tritici CRL 75-36-700-3 is the source of this 2814-nucleotide messenger RNA. RefSeq lists its product as uncharacterized. Bases 1 to 2814 code for a protein of 937 amino acids. Gene Ontology annotation, cellular component: COPI vesicle coat. The transcript is spliced from 11 exons. Gene Ontology annotation, biological process: intracellular protein transport; retrograde vesicle-mediated transport, Golgi to endoplasmic reticulum; endoplasmic reticulum to Golgi vesicle-mediated transport. Gene Ontology annotation, molecular function: structural molecule activity; protein binding. The record is from RefSeq and is a predicted model, not a curated record. NCBI's taxonomy places the organism in Eukaryota, Fungi, Basidiomycota, Pucciniomycetes, Pucciniales, Pucciniaceae.